AAGGUCGCGCGCUGCACUGUAGCCCAAGUAGGAUAACUGCAUACGUGGAGUGUGUCUGAAAGUGUAGCCCGAUCCGCUCUCGCCUCCCAACCGGUGUCGCUGCGGCGUCUUGUGACCAGACCUACAACAGGAUAGUCCGCUCGACCUGAGCACUGUUCCGGGAGCGAGAGGCACACACGUUCAUCACCCUCAGUGGCUCCACACCGCAGAAAGGUAGUCUAGUCAGAGUUGUGUUGAUUAUAGAGACGAGACUGCUUCAAACAGUUUCUGCACGCACCAGAUUAGCCGCGGCAUAUGGUUGGGAAUUGGAAAUACCUCCCGGCGCACGAGCGCAGAUCUGUGUGUGGAGCGGUUCCGUUUCACGCUGUUGAGAAACGGGGAUUAAGAGCGACAGGGAACGUGUCAGCAGCACGGACAGGUAUCUAUCAGGCUCCAUCCUGGUCCCAUAGCUCUGAGGGUUCAGUGACGGGCUGUCCUCUCAGGCUGCAGUGGAUUACAUGAGGGACCCUGUGAUCCACAAAUAAUACCUGUAAUCCAGUGAGAAGGAACUGUGAUCCGGAGAGAGGCCCAGUGAUCGAUCCACUAAGGGCUGCUGUGAUUCACUGAGGACUGAGAGUUUCAGAGAGAAGGAACUAUGACCCAGCACUGAGCAUACCAGUGGUCCAGGUUGUGUCCUGUUAGUGUUCUGCAGUGUCGAGCGUGGCCGUCAGGCUGGGAGAAUCAGGAUGCCAGAGCUGGAGGACUUCCCCCCGAUGCGGGGUGACCAGCCGGCUGGUCCUGACCCGGUCCAGAUCCAGCGCAGCAUACUGGACGAGCAGGUAGAGCUGUGGUGGUUCCGCGACCCGGCCAAGUCUCUGCUGUGCUACUCCGUCGCCGUCCUACUCAUCCUGGGCUGCGGCCUGGGGGGCAUACUCCUCCUCUCCACCACUACCAGCUUCUCUAGUGACUGGCGCAUGGGAGCGGGCAUGGCUCUGUGUCUCUUAGCCCUGGCCGUCCUCCUCAAACAGCUCCUGAGCUCCGCCGUGCAGGACAUGAACUGCGUCCGCAGCCGGAGGCGGAUCGAUAUCCUGAAGAGCGGAGGGCUGUCGGAUCUGUUAGUGGUUCUCAUCACAGGGCUGUGUCUGGUGGUCUGUGGGGCUGUACUGCUGAAGCUGGCACUAGAACACCACAUGCCCAAGCCUGGCGUAGCCCUUAAUGAUAUGUACAUCUCUGGGGUGGUGUUGUUAGCUGGAGGGGGGUCAGCGGUGGUGGGGGUGGGAGUGUACACGGGGGUGGUGUUCCUGUUGGAGAGGACGUGGCCGGGACAGAGUUUCAGGGAUAGGGCCAUGGGGGUGUUCACUAUCUCUGGACGACACAUGGACCAAGGUAGGAGGGAGACCACCUCGAGCUUGGCUAACCUCAUCUGACCUGACCACCAGAGACAUAGCAUGGGAUAGGUAGCCCAAAACAGCAGAUGACCGCAACACUCAUAUGGCCCAGAUCUUAUCCAUAUAUGGGCACUGGGGAGGGUUGGAGCUUAUUGGUCAGCUCUGGCUUGAGGUAUGUGGGCUUGUAAUUGCUGGGGCCCCAUUUGGUGUGAACGUGGGCCACAUCCACCUUGCUGUCUGGGAGGGACCAAUGGACAUCACAUGUGAAAAUGGCAUUUGAGCAAAGUGGCUGCCUUUGAGCAACUAAGUAUCAAUUCAAUUUUGCAGGUCCAUGAAUUGCAAUAUGGGAUAGAGAGCUGUGUCUACACAACAUGUUUUAUUUUAAUGAUUCAAGCAUGGGCCGUCCUUGGAUAAUUACUUUUAUGAGAUGGAACCCCAGCAGAGCACUACUCUCUAUAAUGUGAAAUAAACAGAAUGACAGUGACACAGACACUGGUCCCGGACACAGAACAAAGAUUCAGAUUCAUAAUGUGUCUAAUGUAAUAGUAUCAUCCACUACAAAGCAGUUGGUGAAAAAGCUGCUGUAUGGAAUAAUCAUGUCAUAGAAUAAUGUAAACAGGUUACUGUACUGUACGAAGUGAUUUCCUGAUAAAUGUCACAUUUUGUCACCUUUUUAUGUCACAGGUUUACAGCUGUGUUGGGUAGUCAAAGGCCUUGCAACUCUACGAGGAAUCUGAGGAGAAUGCCAUUGUCGCCUGGUUGAAUGGUACAAUAUGGUUUAAUUGAACAAAGCAUCUGUGUGUUUGCGUGUGUGUGUGUGUGUGUGUCUGGCCCUCGCAACUCCUUAUCAGGCAGUGCAUGUGAGCUGCCUGUCGCUCAGAGACAAUAGGGGUCACUGAGGCGGCCAUUGUUGUUGUACCGACGGCCGGCCAGGCCAAUGGACAAUGGGCAGGCUGUGGAUCGUAAGGGGUUGGCAUCGCCCAGUACGGCUUUCCCUUACCACCCUCUAACACACACACACACACACAGCAGCGGCAGCGACUGUGGCUGUAAUCCCUCAUUGACAAGGGACUGUUCUCUGACCUGAAGUCUCUCUCUGUCUCUGCUGUGCAAUGCUAUGCAGGACAUGCUCUUUAGGUGGUGGUGCCAAGUAGGUCUGUGCAUUCACGACCGCGAGUGUGAGAGACGACAGCCAUGAAACAGUGAUGGGAGAGGAAGCGAGAAAGAGAAAACAGUACAAUAUAGCGACAUGAGAGCAACCAGACGAGAAAGAGAAAGAGAGACAGAGCUAAACCCUCAGGUGCAGUCCACCUUUUAGGCCAUAGGGGGUCCAUACUCACAAACUUGUGCUUAAACUGGCAGUUUAGACCUUAGGUUUAAAAUGUAUAUCUGCUAGCUUUUCUCAUAGGCAAACCUGGCACAAUUGGCCAUCUGGCUACCAUGAGUCAUUUGUAUAGUGAACAAAAAUAUAAACGCAACAUGUGAAAUAAAAAUAAAAGAUACCCCAAAUUUUC
This is a messenger RNA of Salvelinus sp. IW2-2015, 2881 nucleotides long. Its product is annotated as transmembrane protein 125. Lineage: Eukaryota; Metazoa; Chordata; Actinopteri; Salmoniformes; Salmonidae. The record is from RefSeq and is a predicted model, not a curated record. Bases 726 to 1406 code for a protein of 226 amino acids. The transcript is spliced from 2 exons.